This is a messenger RNA of Mobula hypostoma (lesser devil ray), 672 nucleotides long. RefSeq names its product sperm microtubule inner protein 8-like. The record is from RefSeq and is a predicted model, not a curated record. Bases 106 to 552 code for a protein of 148 amino acids. Lineage: Eukaryota; Metazoa; Chordata; Chondrichthyes; Myliobatiformes; Myliobatidae. The transcript is spliced from 6 exons.
GUCAAGGACCUGACAAGCAUCAGGCGCCCUACCGGGUGAAACUGGCCGCCCGCAAAACAGACCUGUAUCGUCCCGACCUACCUACCCUCCGCCGCAUGCAAAUGGAUGACGAAGCCGGCAAACUACCAGGCGAGCACAGCCGGAACACCACCAAAUGCAGCGCAGUUAUUCAGCCAUGCCGGAGGAUCACUGCGAAUCAGUGACAAGUUUUCUCCUGAUGGAAAGCGAUAUACAAUUCCCAGUGUUCAUAUUGAGAAACCCUGGAGUCACUACAGGCCUCUGAUCACCAAUGCCUCAAAGGACUGGUCUCGCUUUGUAUCAGAGUGUGGGGAAUUUGUUCUUCCUAAAAGGGACCAUAAAGAUUUACACUACUCUGGGUAUGCAGUCAGAUAUUUGAAACCUAACGUUACACAGUCCUGGAAGUACUCUCAGCAAACAGAGCCGUCAUUCAGCAAUUACAACCAGAAGCCCAUUGCAUUCAAUACUCUCAAUCAAUUCAGAAGUCUGUCCAGUCCAUUCAGCUGUUGUUCAUCCCUGCGACCUUGGUAUUGAAGCGCAUUGUGGUUUUGGAAGCUUUGAGCAGAAGCUAUUGGCGUGGAAUCUGUGACCAGAUUUGCUGCAGGAUCUGAAGAUGAUAAGAUAAUUUCAUAGGAGUAAUCAAUUAUCAUUCAA